Messenger RNA from Aspergillus japonicus CBS 114.51, 979 nucleotides. RefSeq lists its product as uncharacterized. The coding region runs from base 106 to 903 and encodes 265 amino acids. The transcript has a single exon. Lineage: Eukaryota; Fungi; Ascomycota; Eurotiomycetes; Eurotiales; Aspergillaceae. The record is from RefSeq and is a predicted model, not a curated record. Gene Ontology annotation, molecular function: nucleotidyltransferase activity.
CAGGUUUUUGCUUGCCAGGGCCAAUGAGGCGGCCUCACGACACCUAAUUAGCCUAUCAGAACCCGCUUGAUAUCCAAGCCGAGUGAGAGUAUAUCGAUAGCCAGCAUGGCCAAUCAUCUCCUUCGCUCUUCAGACCAACCAGUCUACGUGUCGACCGCCGAGGGGGUGGAUAGCCACUUAGAUAUCUACUUACACAGCCUGGUCGGCACUCUGCAAAACGAGCUGAAAGGGAAUCUUUUGGCUGUCUAUCUCUUCGGCUCUGCUGGGUACGGCGCAUACGAGCCUGGGAUCAGCGAUGUUGACGUUUAUGCCAUUGUUAAUGAAUCGGUACUGGAUUUACAUAAGCUUUCUCGCACUAUAAGCCAUGCCGCUAUACCUUGUCCAGCACGCAAGCUUGAAUUCGUCCUCUUCACUAGAGCCAAUGCUGCCAAACAAACGGCCCACCCCGUCUUCGAAAUGAAUUUCAAUACAGGAAGAAAUAUGCAUGAAUACUUGAAUUUGAACGCUCUGACUGAGCCUCGGUUUUGGUUUCUGCUUGACAUUGCUAUCGGCCGUGACCUGGGAAAGUCACUUUUUGGACCACCUCCUCAUACACUUUUCCCUGCUCCGAAACGAGAGUGGAUCUUCGAUUGCAUGUUUGAAUCUUUAGCCUGGCAACGCCGGAACGGACCCAUAUGUUGUGACGGCAUUCUCAAUGCGUGUCGUGAAGUGAGUUAUGCAAAAACAUUUAGAUGGGUCUCCAAAAUGGACGGCGGUGCCUGGAUGCUCGAAAAUUAUAACCACCCCAACAUUGUUGAUCUUGCGAUGAAGGCUCGGCUUUCGAAGGCAGGCUUGCCACAGGAUUUGGCUUCAGAAUUCUUGGGUUUUGUGGAGAACGAACUCAGGGGAUGCAGGGCAAACUAAUACUUUCAAGAAUAAGUAGAUUAAAGGCCGUGUCUUCUCCAAUAAUAUUUUGGCCAGCCAGAUUGGUACAGUGAUG